Molecule: messenger RNA, 966 nt
Organism: Lycium barbarum (goji berry)
Lineage: Eukaryota; Viridiplantae; Streptophyta; Magnoliopsida; Solanales; Solanaceae
Exons: 2
Coding region: 1-966 (321 amino acids)
Source: RefSeq, a predicted model, not a curated record
AUGCCGGGGCGUUCAACUACAAAAGCUAUUCAUCGGGUAAGGAGGUUGGUGGAGCAGUAUAGGGAUAAGAAGACUGACUUGCACAUGGUUUUUGUCGACCUUGAGAAAGCUUACGACAAAGUCCCAAGAGAGGUGUUGUGGAGAUGUCUGGAAGCUAGAGGUGUUCCUGUGGCAUACAUUAGAGCGAUUAAGGACAUGUAUGAUGGAGCCAAAACUCGGGUGAGGACGGUUGGAGGUAACUCGGAACACUUUCCAGUCACGAUAGGCCUGCACCAGGGGUCCGCGCUUAGCCCGUUUCUGUUUGUUGUGGCUAUGGACGCUCUGACAAGCCACAUUCAAGGAGUGGUACCGUGGUGCAUGUUGUUUGCAGAUGACAUUAUGCUUAUUGACGAGUCGCGGAGCGGUGUUAACGCGAGACUGGAGGUUUGGCGACAGACUCUAGAGUCGAAGGGUUUCAAGUUGAGCAGGACUAAGACAAAGUACUUAGAGUGCAAUUUCAGUAAUGGGAGUCAAGUAGAGGAUGAGGUCGUGCAGCUGGAUACUCAGGUCAUCCCGAAGAAAGAGAGUUUCAAGUACCUGAGGUCGAUCAUCCAAGGGACUGGCGAGAUUGACGACGAUGUCACACAUCGUAUUGGAGCGGGAUGGAUGAAAUGGAAGCUCGCAUUGGGGGUCUUGUAUGAUAAGAAGGUGCCGCCUAUUCUAAAGGGAAAGUUCUACAAAGCGGUGGUUAGACCGGCUAUGUUAUAUGGGACGGAAUGCUGGCCAGUUAAGAAAGCGCAUGUCCAGAAGAUGAAGGCUGCCGCUGGUGUUACUACUCCGGGCGGAGGUUCGCAGACUAGAGUUGGGGUGCAGACCCCUGAGCAGAGACCUACUCAUGUAGCACACCCCGCUACAGCUAUGGCUCCUCAAAUUGAUGUAGUGCCAGCCCCGGGGGAUGAUCUCAGACCUGUGGCCACCCUGUUAUGA